CUUUCACCGACCAGAGCGGCUAAUCUGUGAAGGCAGCAAUGUCGCUCCGAUGCCACUGUUCGAAUCCCUCACCUGUAUCUUUACCUCCUUCAUAUGUUGAUUUCUGUAAUUUCUCGAGGUUUCAGCUGAUUAGCAAUGGUCGCCGAAGAUUUUCCAAACCUUUCUCUUUCUCUAUCUCCGCCACUCCUGAUAGUACAGCUUCACCUAUUUUCCUCCCUUUUCUCCAACAACAACAUCAAGAAGAAGAUGACCACGAAUAUGAAGAAGAAGAAGAAGCUGACCUCGAAUAUGAAGAAGAAGAAGAAGAAAUCGAAGAAGACCCAGAACCGCCAAACGAUCCUCUUGUCAAAUUCUUCAAGUUCAGAGCAUCCACACAAGAUCCGGACCCCGGUCGUCAAGGCAAGUUCUCGCUUCAGAAGAACCGUCGGACCUCAUGGCACCUAGCCCCCGACGAAGACAUUGAUGAGGUGGAAGAAACCCAGUUCGAUCCCCCAAUUGAGCCCGCGUUCGAAGAAGAGCAGGAGAAUCUCACUUUGAACUCAGGUUCGGGUCGCCUCGGAGUGGUGGCGGAGAUUAUGCGACUGGCGAGGAACGUGCCGGACAAUUCGACGUUGGGUGAGGAACUGGGGUCUUAUGAAAGGAAAAUUGGAGAAAGAGAAUGCGUGGAGGUGUUGAGAUUGAUGGUUGGAGAAGGCUUAAUCGUUGACUGUUUGUAUUUCUUCGAAUGGAUGCGAUUGCAGAAGCCUUCUUUAGUUACUCCUCGGUCUUGCUCUGUUCUAUUCCCAGCUUUAGGGAGAGCUGGAAUGGGUCAGAAACUGCUUGUUUUGUUUCGCAAUUUGCCUGAUUCUAAACAAUUUCUGGAUGUUCAUAUCUUCAAUGCAACUUUAUCUGGUCUGUUAUGCUGUGGGAGUUAUGAGGAAGCUUGGAGUUUGUACGAAACCAUGGAGACAAAGAAUCUCCAAGUAGAUCAUGUUACUUGUUCAACCAUGAUAACAAUCAUCAGAAAAAGUGGAAGAAGUGCGAAAGAUGCGUGGAAGUUCUUCGAGAGAAUCAAUAACAAACGAGCGAAAUGGAGUUUGGAAGUCGUUGGAGCUUUGAUUAAGUCAUUGUGUGACGAGGGGCUUAUAAAAGAAGCGCUUAUUGUUCAAUUAGAAAUGGAGAAGAAAGGCAUCUCAUCAAAUGCCAUUAUAUACAACACUCUACUCGAUAAUUACAGAAAAUCCAACCAAAUCGAAGAAGCAGAAGGCCUGUUUGCAGAGAUGAAGGCGAAAGGGAUCAAGCCGACAACUUCCACUUUCAAUACUUUGAUAAACGCAUACAGCCAAAGAAUGCAACCUGAGAUUAUCGAGGAACUGUUUAGUGAGAUGGAAAACAUUGGCCUAAAGCCGGAUGUUAAAUCAUACACAUGUCUGAUAAGUGCCUACGGAAGACAAAAGAAGAUGAGCGAUAAAGCUGCGGAUGCUUUCUUGAGGAUGAAGAAAGUUGGUAUAAAACCGACUUCACAUUCCUAUACCGCUCUUAUCCACGCAUACUCGAUAAGUGGAUGGCACGAGAAAGCUUAUUUGGCCUUUGAGAAUAUGAAAAGGGAAGGAGUGAAGCCUUCUACUGAAACGUACACUGCCCUGCUCGAUGCAUUUAGGCGAGCUGGCGAUGCAGAAACACUUAUGAAAAUAUGGAAGUUAAUGAUCAGUGAAAAGAUCGAAGGGACACGUGUGACUUUUAACAUUCUUGUUGAUGGUUUCGCUAAGCAAGGCGAGUACAGUGAAGCGAGGAAUGUAAUAAGUGAAUUUGGUAAGAUCGGUUUGCAGCCAACUGUCAUGACUUAUAAUAUGCUUAUCAAUGGGUAUGCAAGAGGAGGGCAACAUUUGAAGUUACCUCAGCUGUUGAAAGAGAUGUCAACUUUAAAUCUGAAGCCCGAUUCGAUUACCUACUCUACUAUGAUAUAUGCAUUUGUUCGUGUUCGCGAUUUCAAGAGGGCAUUUUUUUAUCACAAAUGUAUGGUGAAAAGUGGGCAGAUUCCGGAUGUGACAUCUUACAGGAAGCUUAGGUCGAUUUUAGAAGUUGAAGCUAAAACAAAUAACAGGAAAGAUCAAAGUGCAAUACUUGGUAUUGUCAAAAGCAAGAUGGGUUUUUUGAAAGAUAAGAAAAAAGGAAAGAAGGACGAGUUCUGGAAAAACAAGACCAAACGUUCCAGAGCUGCUGGCACUGCCUCAAAAGUUCAAAAUUGACCAGUUUGGGUAAAUUGCCAUUGACCUACCUACCUAUGCUCUAUUUAUUUUAGCUAAUUUGAUAAUCUGUAGGAAAUUUUUGAAUCCCAAUUUAUAGUAUUUGAUAAUCUUUAUGAGUUACUGUAAAGUUCAACAAAAGAUUGCAAUUAUCCUAAAUGUGGUGCAACAAGAAAUCCAGAUGAAAAAACAUGAGUAGUGGCCUGUGGCAGUUCAUCUGAUUGUUUCUAUACUCAAAUUGGUGCUCAUUUU
This is a messenger RNA of Impatiens glandulifera, 2477 nucleotides long. RefSeq names its product pentatricopeptide repeat-containing protein At5g50280, chloroplastic. NCBI's taxonomy places the organism in Eukaryota, Viridiplantae, Streptophyta, Magnoliopsida, Ericales, Balsaminaceae. Bases 39 to 2228 code for a protein of 729 amino acids. Gene Ontology annotation, molecular function: protein binding. The record is from RefSeq and is a predicted model, not a curated record. The transcript is spliced from 2 exons.